CAGGCGACCAUCGCGCGAGGCAGCGCUCCUGUCGUCGGACGCUGUCGCUGACGGUGAAGGCGCUAUAGCCCUUGGCCUCGACGAUGCGCUUCAAUUGCUGGAUCGUGCGAGACCGCUUCCAGUCCCCGAUGAUUUCGACGUCGCCCUGCCCGCACAUGUCCACAUCUUUGUAUUUCGUCCAGGUCCCGCCCUCCUCCGUCACGAAGCCCGGCGGGUCGUCUUCCCAAGGGUCCCUCCUGGGGCCACGAAGGUGCGCAGCCCAUCGUAUUCGUCGCAGGCUUGUGCGAGGAACGCUCCUGCUGCGGAUCUGCAACAUCCAUGCACCUUGCACUGCUCGCCGAUUCGGAACCAAUUGCAGCCUUCUCAUUCGAUGGCGUCGGGCUGCCCCAUGGAUCUGCUGCGCAUCGCCGCGCUGCUCGGCGCCGCCGCCGCCGCGUCGCCCUGGAACUUCGGCCAGGGCUCGAGCAACGCGGCGACGCGCGCGGCCCUGGAAAGCUUCCAGAGCGACGGCUUCGGCAUGUUCAUCCACAACGGCCCAGUGACACAAUGGGGCACGGACAUCGGCUGGCCGCUGGUCUGCACGACCCUGCCCUGCACGGUGCCCGGUCCCAAGAACGUCCCGCGCAACCUCACGACGACGGACGAGCUCGCGGCGCACCGCCGGGAGUACUUCGACCUCGCGAAGACCUGGGACCCGAAGGACUUCAACGCGACGGCGCUCGCGACGCGCGCCAAGGACGCGGGCAUGAAGUACGUCGUCUACACGACGGUGCACUGCGACGGCUUCGCCAACUGGCCCUCCAAGGUCGCGACCUACAACGUCGAGACGACGCCGUUCGCGCGCGACUUCUUCGGCGAGCUCGCGGCGGCUUUGCGCGCCGCGGGCCUCAAGGUCGGCGCCUACCUCUGCACGACGCAGUGGGGGCCCGAGGACGUCGACUUCGUCUAUCCCGAUCCCCUCGCGACGCCGAACGCGAACGGCGGGGAAAUGCCGACCUACGACGUCGCCGAGCACCCGGAGCGCUGGCGGCGCCACGUCGACCGGCUCCACGGCCUCGUCGCGGAGCUCGCGAAGAACUACGCUCCGGACAUCUUCUGGUUCGACUGCCACAACGCGCCGCCCUGGGACACGCGCCUCGACGCCGUCGCGCCGGCGAUCCGCGCCGCGAACCCGCGCGCGCUCGUGCUGUCGCGAAACGGCGUCUUCAGCGACUAUCUGGAACUGCCGGACCAGAGCGAGGCAUUGGUGCUCCAGGGCGUCCUGGACUACCAGUCCUUCUCCGGCGCGCCCUUCGAGGUCGCGUCGGUGCUGCAGGCGUCGAAGCAGUGGGCCUACGAUCCCGCCUCGGCGCAGAAGCCCGCGAACCUCGUCAUCGCGAACCUCAUGCUCAUCCGCGCCAAGGGCGGCAACUACCUCCUCGACGUGUCCCCGACGCCCGCGGGCCCCCUCGCGGCGUCGGCCGACGGUGCGCUCGCGGAGCUCGCGGCGUGGAUGGCCGUCAACGGCGAGGCGCUCCACGGGGCCGCGCCCGCCUACCCCUACAGCGACGGCGCGAGCGCCUUCUACACGAGCAAGGCCGCCGGCGACGGCCUCGCGCUCUACGUCAUGGUCCCGACGACGAAGCCCGCGGGCGAACUGCCGCUGCCGGCGCCGGCCGCGCCGUCCGGGAACGUCACGGUCGUCGCCGCGCGGCCGACGCUCACGUCCAUGGCGCUCGCCAAGGCCGAGCUCCUCGGCUUCGGCGAGGUUUCUGCCAUCGCCGCGGACGCGGGCCUCGUGCUCCCCAUCCCCGCCGAAAUCGCGAACCUCGCCUUCGCGAAGAACGGCCUCGUCUUCAAGCUCCACUACGCGGCGGCUUAAGGUCGAACCUCUCCC
Messenger RNA from Aureococcus anophagefferens, 1876 nucleotides. RefSeq lists its product as hypothetical. NCBI's taxonomy places the organism in Eukaryota, Pelagophyceae, Pelagomonadales, Pelagomonadaceae. Gene Ontology annotation, molecular function: alpha-L-fucosidase activity. The transcript has a single exon. Bases 746 to 1861 code for a protein of 371 amino acids. Gene Ontology annotation, cellular component: lysosome. The record is from RefSeq and is a predicted model, not a curated record. Gene Ontology annotation, biological process: glycoside catabolic process; fucose metabolic process.